UCCGCCCCUUCAGGUGCGGGAAGUCUGAAGCCGGCAAACAUGGCGGUCUCCCACUGCCUAAGCCGGGCUGCGACUGCCUUUACAGCGGUGUUGCUCUUUUCCUUCGGCAGCGUGGCCGCUAGUCAUAUCGAGGAUCAAGCAGAACAAUUCUUUAGAAGCGGCCAUACAAACAACUGGGCUGUUCUGGUGUGUACAUCCCGAUUCUGGUUUAAUUAUCGACAUGUUGCAAAUACUCUUUCUGUUUAUAGAAGUGUCAAGAGGCUAGGUAUUCCUGACAGUCACAUUGUCCUAAUGCUUGCAGAUGAUAUGGCCUGUAAUCCUAGAAAUCCCAAACCAGCUACAGUGUUUAGUCACAAGAACAUGGAACUAAAUGUGUAUGGAGAUGAUGUGGAAGUGGAUUAUAGAAGUUAUGAGGUAACUGUGGAGAAUUUUUUAAGGGUAUUAACUGGGAGGAUCCCACCUAGUACUCCUCGGUCGAAACGUCUUCUUUCUGAUGAUAGAAGCAAUAUUCUAAUUUAUAUGACAGGACAUGGUGGAAAUGGUUUCUUAAAAUUUCAAGAUUCUGAAGAAAUUACCAACAUAGAACUUGCAGAUGCUUUUGAACAAAUGUGGCAGAAAAGACGCUACAAUGAGCUACUGUUUAUUAUUGAUACUUGCCAAGGAGCAUCCAUGUAUGAGCGAUUUUAUUCUCCUAACAUAAUGGCUCUAGCUAGUAGCCAAGUGGGAGAAGAUUCACUCUCGCAUCAGCCUGAUCCUGCAAUUGGAGUCCAUCUUAUGGAUAGAUACACAUUUUAUGUCUUGGAAUUUUUGGAAGAAAUUAACCCAGCUAGCCAAACUAACAUGAAUGACCUUUUUCAGGUGUGUCCCAAAAGUCUGUGUGUGUCUACUCCUGGACAUCGGACUGAUCUUUUUCAGAGGGAUCCUAAAAAUGUACUGAUAACUGAUUUCUUUGGAAGUGUACGGAAAGUGGAAAUUACAACAGAGACUAUUAAUUUGCAACAGGAUUCAGAAAUCAUGGAAAGCAGCUAUAAGGAAGACCAGAUGGGUGAGGAACUAAUGGAACCUCUGAAAUAUGCUGAACAACUUCCUGUAGCUCAGAUAAUACACCAGAAACCAAAGCUGAAAGAUUGGCAUCCUCCUGGGGGCUUCAUUCUGGGACUAUGGGCACUUAUUAUCAUGGUUUUCUUCAAAACUUACGGAAUCAAACAUAUGAAGUUCAUUUUUUAGACUUGAUCAUAUAUGAAGAAUGCAUGAAAGACUGCAACCUUGGAUAAUAAUUUAUGUCAUUAUAUAUUUUUAAAAAUGUGUUGCUCUUAUGUGAAUUGGAAAUAAGCAUAAGAAAACCAAAUUUGAAUCAACUUUCAUAACUUAAAAAUAAUUCUUAAUGCAAUUGCUUAAUGGCAUUAAAUAUAUUCUAGUUUUAUAUUUUGCAUAUUAUAAAAGCAAAUGGGACAAAAGAUCAGAAUACAUUGAUUGUUUUUGAAAAUAAUAAUUUCCCCUAAUCCCCUUUUCAUUUAGAAAAGAAAAAAUUGUGCAAACAUUAAAUUCUCACAGAGGUAACUUCAGUUAAUUAUUUUCUAUAUGUCCUCUCAAUCUUUUGACUUAUGCACUUAUUUUUUUUUCCAAUAUGGAGAUCAUAUAGAAUAUACUACUUUAUAAUCUCUUUUUUUCAUUUUACAAUAAGAGAAAAAAACCUUUCCCUCUCAAAAAUACAUUGUGAAUGACUGCAUAGUAUCCACUGUAUGAAUGUUUAAUUCAUUUCACAGUCUUCUAUUGUUUGACCACUUACAUUGUUCCAAAUGUUUUCCUUUGUUUUAUUCUUUACUGUAUUAAUAUUUUGCCGUCAGUCACUCAUGGAAUCCUGUGGCUUUAAUUAAAAGCAAAGAUGAAAAAUUCUUUUUUAAAUUUAUGUCACUGACAAUCUCCAGGACCUUAUUUGUUGUCAGUUUAUUUGGGAAAUUGUAGACCUUUUGUAAUUUUAUGUAUUGACUGCUCAAGAGAAACAUACCCCAUUGUUUUUCAUUUCUAAGCAUUCUGUGAUCUUACAGAAUUGGUCACCUACUCUUCAUUUUCCAUCUUUAAAGAGAGAGCCAACAAGGACUUUAUUUCAUUCUGUUUAAGGCAAACCUUGCCUACUGGCUCUAUCUAUACUUUCCCUGAGAAAAAUCCCUUAAAGUGGAUGACCUGUGAAGAAAAUAUAUGCUUAUGGCCUAGCUGUCAUGUCUGGCUGAUGUAUCUCAUAAGGCAGUAAGCCCCUUUUCUGGUCUCUGAUAAGAUGCCAGAGCUUAUAUCCCCAUCACUGACAUUUUAGCUUGGAAAUAAUAUUGAGACUGUGCUGUGAUCAACCCCUGAUAUUGUUUUUUCUUUUAAAACUUCUGCAUAUGAGUGGAGGAAAAGCCUAAAAAUUCAGUAUUUAUGUCUGGGGAGAUACCUUCCCCGUUUUAUCUCUUUUAUCCAGGAACUUAAUGUGUUUAUCUUUAUUCAAUGCAAAGAUCUGUUGUAUAAUUUUGUUUAUAAUUAUAGGUAACAUUAAGAAGACAACCCGUCCUCCACAAGAAAACCCCUAAAAUUAAUAUUCCUUAAGAUUUGUUUUCCCUUUUGCAUUUAAAGUAUUACCUUUUAAUUGCAUGCAAGAUUGUCAUACUUUUCACAGGUAAAGGAUUGGCUGUGUUAUCUUCCUAGUUAGAAAAAAUGAUAUUGAGGCUUUUUGCUAGCUCUGAAUCUUUGUUUUAAUUGAUCUUUUUAUUGGUGUCUUAUAUAAAUGAGGAAGGGAUAUUUUGUUUGAUUAUAUGAAGGAUCUUUUUAUACAUGAAAAGAAGGGAAAAUCAACUUGCAAUUGAAUAGA
Messenger RNA from Sapajus apella (tufted capuchin), 2845 nucleotides. RefSeq names its product phosphatidylinositol glycan anchor biosynthesis class K (gene PIGK). Gene Ontology annotation, molecular function: GPI-anchor transamidase activity. Gene Ontology annotation, biological process: protein localization to cell surface; proteolysis; attachment of GPI anchor to protein. NCBI's taxonomy places the organism in Eukaryota, Metazoa, Chordata, Mammalia, Primates, Cebidae. The record is from RefSeq and is a predicted model, not a curated record. The transcript has 11 exons. The coding region runs from base 40 to 1227 and encodes 395 amino acids. Gene Ontology annotation, cellular component: GPI-anchor transamidase complex.